Molecule: messenger RNA, 795 nt
Organism: Arctia plantaginis
Lineage: Eukaryota; Metazoa; Arthropoda; Insecta; Lepidoptera; Erebidae
Source: the annotation of a GenBank genome assembly
AUGUUAGUGGAAUGUAAGUCUUCAGCGGAGGAAGGAUGCACCAAUGAUUCCGAGAAUACUGACAGUGAAACUUCAGACUCAGAAAGGUUAGAUACACAAAAAGAAAAUUUGGACAGUACAUAUGUGAAGGGUACUACUUUAGUGAGUACUGCUUCAGAUGAAGAUUUUUCUAAUGCUACUUCAGAUCCAGAUAUUACUCUGGAGGUGCCAGGAACUUCAGACACUCAAUCAAAACGAGUUAGAAGGAAACCUGACAGAUUUGGUAGGGAGUUUUUGGUGCCUACAGAGGACGCAAAAAGGGAGUGGCUCACUAUAACAACGAAGAAUGGUCUCAAAUACGAAGACUUUAGUCAAGACGACAAGAACAACUGGUAUGGGACAAUGGGGCCAUAUUUAGACAUGUUUUCGGCAUACUCGCUUCGGUCCAAUGAACUAAGAUUGGGCCACAAUAAUAUGCCUAUAACCAAGUCCAAUGGGGUGCACAAAAGUUUACCUGUCUCUAAAUACGGGUUGUCUGGUGCCCACCACGUACUGCUUGAAGGGACUUCUUUCCCACCUGAGCGGAGAUCCUCUAUUGUGCAAAGUUUAGGACCUAUGACCGCUUGGUUAGGGAUGAUAAGAAGCGAGGGUAUUUAUAGAAAAAAGUACGCUUCUGCUGUUAAGAGAGCUAUGUCCCAUGUCGACGAGAUAAUCGAAAUCACUAACACCACUAGACAGGCAUCAGAGAUAGCAAACCUAACCACUUUAUUGGCUGAGAUAAAACAUUCUAGUUGCCUUUCUCGCGGUAGUUGGUGA